Molecule: messenger RNA, 1476 nt
Organism: Fusarium odoratissimum NRRL 54006
Lineage: Eukaryota; Fungi; Ascomycota; Sordariomycetes; Hypocreales; Nectriaceae
Exons: 1
Coding region: 390-1259 (289 amino acids)
Cellular component (GO): membrane
Source: RefSeq, a predicted model, not a curated record
GUCUGGAGUUGUCUUAUGAGCCAAGCCACAUGCUUAACUAGAGCUGCGCCAUCUACUAUGGCUUCCAUCAGCAGACGAACAUAGCACCAGAUACCACAACCUCCGAAUAUCUCGGAGAGUGAAUACACGGAGUAAUAACAAAGUUAAGAUUUAAGAUUGGCGACAUCUGCAAGAUUCUGAAAGUGUAAUUUUAUAUAAAUUUCCCAAGUGAAGCUUUUCAUGGCGAUGACUGCCCAAUCAGGCUAAACCUCCAUCUCAUCAUAAGCCACGUCCCUUUCGGCUGGGAAAAAUAUCAUCACCUCAGCUACAGCUGAACGCACGCAGGGUCCUACACCCAACACAACAUAAUCGUCAUUCGUUUCUCCUUACACCGAAAUAAUAAUAAAAAAAUGGCCCCCAAGAACCCCUUUAGGUUCGGCCACGAUCUCUGGGAUCCUUCCAAUCGCUUCGAAACAUCCUGGCUCUUGAGCCCGUGGCUUCUCUUCGCCUUCCGUGCUGUCAUCAGCAUAUACGCUUUCGUUACGCGAUUCUUCAUCAUCGGGUGGCAAUGCACGCACGAAGAACUCGGCGGUUGUAGGGAUGUUGGCAGGUCCUUCAGCUAUUUCACCAUCUUGACGUACUGGGGCAUCGCUUUCUACUUUGCUGUCGCAGCGGUUCAUACCGCCACGUACGCACUUCGAGGCCGGUCAUUGCUCGAUGGUCUCCCGCGACCGCUGCAGGCGCUUCAUGCGCUGUUCUACUCGACCAUCGUCACGUACCCGUUCCUCGUGACGAUCGUCUAUUGGGUCGUUCUGUAUAAAGGGCCUUGGUUCCCUGAGGAGUUCAACGCCUGGAGCAACAUCAGCCAGCAUGGCUUGAACAGCCUGUUUGCACUUUUCGAAAUUAUCAUCCCCCGAACGAACCCCCCUCAAUGGGUGCACAUCGCGUGGUUGAUCUUCAUUCUUGCGCUGUACCUCGCCCUUGCGUACCUCACCCACGCGACGCAGGGGUUCUACGUAUACAACUUCCUGGAUUAUCAAGAUGUGGGUGGACGAGGCAUUGUUGCAGGAUACAUUCUGGGCAUAGCGGUCGGAAUUGUUAUCAUCUUUUGCAUUGUCUGGGGCAUCAUCUGGGUUCGACGAUGGUUGACGGAGACGAAGCUUGGUAUGGAUGGCAAGUUUGCACAGCAGCCUGCCGACACCAACGAUAUUGAGCUGGCUUCUUCUGGUAACAAGUACGCUAUUGGAAACCAUCCCGAAGCACAGGACAGGGUGUAUUGAGCUUGUCUAUCAUAAUUGCUGGGAACAUGGAGUGUUGGAGAGCCAUGUAAGGCGUUAUGUGUGGGCAUUUUCUAAUUAAACAGAGCGACCUUCAAGGAUACCCUUUACCAGAACAUGCGAUAUCACAAAGCGGUGUUAAUUAGUAAUAGUUAAUGACUUUAAUAAAACCCUCACAAGAUAUGCGAGACACGAAGCAAAUUGUGCCUGAGCAGGUCCG